This is a messenger RNA of Closterium sp. Naga37s-1, 1524 nucleotides long. The record is from the annotation of a GenBank genome assembly. NCBI's taxonomy places the organism in Eukaryota, Viridiplantae, Streptophyta, Zygnematophyceae, Desmidiales, Closteriaceae.
AUGGAUCUAGACGGAAUGAUCAGCGGAGGGGGAAGGGGAGGCCGCGGGGGAGGCGGUCGGGGGGGCUACGGCGGAAGAGGGGGAAGAGGCGGAGGCGGAAGGGGAAGAGGCGUGUGCAGAUUCUGGCUUGAGGGUAACUGUAGAAAAGGUGACAACUGCGACUACUUACAUACGGAUUCAUCUGGCGGGGGUGGCGGGUUCGGCGGAGGUGGUCGGGGAUUCAGCGGCGGAGGGGGAAGAGGCGGAGGCGGAAACAGGGGGGGUGGGGCUGGCUGGGGGGGGCAGGGGUGGGGGGGAGGGGGAGGAGGCGGCGACGGGGGAGGGGGGACUGUUUUGGGCAGGCGGAAUGCGGACAGUCAGGGGGAUGGCGAAGGGUUUGGUGGGGAGCGGUGGGGGAGGCAAAGAGUAGGCGGAAGAAGCGGGGAGGGCGUGAGGGCGCGGCUUGGUGACGGGGGAGGCGGAGGCGGAGGGGCAGGCGGAGGGGGAGGCGGAGGGGUAGGGGGGGAGAGGCGCAUAGCGAGGCGGAAGGCGUGCAAGUUCUGGCUGGGGGGCAGCUGCAACCGCCAUAACUGCACGUUCCUCCACGCCCACACGACGGCUGCUGACGUGGAGAUGAUGACAGAGCUGACGGGGCAUGAGAAGGUGGUGCGUGCCAUAGCUCUACCGGAGAGCUCCUCUCAGCUGUACACAGGCAGUCAGGACGGGACGAUCCGAGUGUGGGACUGCACGACAGGGCAGUGCGUGAGUGCAGCGAGCAUGGGGGGGGACGUAGGAGCGCUGAUCACCAACUCUGGAUGGCUCUUUGUCGGCCUGCCCAACCUCGUUAAGACAUGGGUGCUGGCGAGUGGAGUGCAGAGUGACUUGCCAGGCCCUACAGGGUCGGUGCACCAGCUGCUGCUGCACAAUGGGAUGCUCUUUGCCGCCUGCUCUGACGGCAAGAUCCUGUGUUGGAAGUUCAACCCGGCUUCCCAGCAGUUCGAGCCCGUGGCAUCACUGACAGGCCACACGGCUGCUGUGGUGUGCCUUGAAGCCACAGCCACGCACCUCUUCUCUGGGUCCAUGGAUAAAAACAUCAGAAUAUGGGAUCUCAGCACUGGGGCGUGUGUGCACAUAGUGCCGGCUCACGAUCAUGUGGUGAUGGCGCUGGUGGCGUGGCAAACGCACCUGCUCUCCUGCUCGUUGGAUGGGACAGUCAAGGUGUGGGCGCCAUCAGCCGUAGGAGGGGGUGCCAUCGACCUGGCGUUCACCCACACAGAUGCGGACGACAAGGGCGGCAGUGGGCAGGGUGACAGGGAACCCGAUGGAGCGUUGGCGAUGAAAGUGAGCACGGACCUGGCAGGUAAUCAGGUGCUCAUGGUGGCAUACAGCGACAACUCUGUUCGCCUCUUCGACCUCCCAUCGUUCACAGAGCGGGGGGCGCUGUUCACGGUGCAGGAGGUGCGAUCGCUGUGUGUGGGGCCCAGCGGUCUCAUGUUCACUGGGGACAGUGCAGGGACGGUCAAGGUGUGGCGGUGGACGCAGUGA